CCCUCUCUCUACCCCUUCACAUCCCUCCCAACACACUCUGCUGUAAAUCCGGAUCCUGCAGUGGCUGCUCAAGCAGUAGGAGCUUAUGCCGUCUAAUGCUACCUGCCUCACUGGAGCUUCAGGUUAGUCUAAGACACAGAAACUACUCGCCAGCCAGGGAACUGAGAGAGGGACCUAGGGGGAACAGAACAGCCACAGAUUGUAGAAAGGGAAGAGCAAGACAGCGUUAAAAGCAGUGAAUGCGAGAAAAAAAAAAGAAAGCCCAGGAAUAUCCCUGUUCAGCAAAGCAGCAGCUCUGCCACUGUUUCAGGAGACAAAGGAGAGCAGCCUUGGCUGUGGACCUCAGGAGUGGAAAGAAGUGACUGGAAUGCAAAGAUGAGGAAGAGGCGUGUCCUUCUGAUGCCCGACUGUGUGGUUCUCCUAUGGCUGUCCACCCUGCUGGGCCUCCAGGCCCUGUCUGCCUGCCCCCCCAUGUGCACCUGUAACCGCAGCCUCAGGGAGGUGGACUGUUCCUGGAGGGGCCUGAAGACGUUGCCCCCGGGCCUGCUGCACAACCUGCACUCCCUGAACCUGUCCCAUAACCGCUUCCACGACCUGGACGGCCAGCUGAGCGCCUUCGCCCACAUGCGCACCCUGGACGUGUCCCACAACCGCCUGGUCCGCCUGCCCUCCUCCCUGCCCAGGGCCCUGUGGGAGCUCCAUGCAUCCGCCAACCGAAUCCGUCUGCUGGACAAAAACGACACGGCCUACCAGUGGAACCUGCGCGCCUUGGACCUGUCCGACAACCGAUUGGAGCGGGCCGUGUUCAUCAACAACACCCUGGCGAGCCUGCGCCUGCUCAACCUCAGCCACAACCACUUCUGGACCGUGCCCACCAACAUGCCGGCUGGCCUGGAGAUUGUGGACCUGUCCCACAACUCUCUGGUGCAGAUGCUGCCAGGCACUCUGAACCGGCUGCCUAGGCUGACCACGUUCUACCUGCACUCCAACCGCUUCUCCUCCGUGGGUCCUGGGGUCUUCAGCCGGCUGGGCAGCUUGAGGCUGCUCACCCUGGGGGAGAACCUCUGGGCCUGUGAGGACCGGGCCAACAUCAGCCACCUGCUGGACUGGCUCCAGCACACCUCCACCCAGGUGCUGGGUUGCCCGUGCCACACUCGGCCCGUCUGUGGAGAGCACAACCCGACCAAGACCGGAGGGUGGCACUUUGCCUCGUACACUCAGCCCCCGCUGGCCGCGGGUACUCCGGGAGAGCCGAGCCACCCCCCGCCCCAGGAGGUCCUCACCCGGUGGCCUUGGUACCUGUCAGAGUCUGCCUUGCUAAACACCCAGCUACACACCAGGAGAGCCCUACGACCCCCGAGUGAACCAGAAGACCAACACCUCCACACGGGUCACUACUCGUUCACCUCCACGCCUCAGGACGUCUCCAGCCAGGCCACAGGCAGGUCCGACACCGGAAGCAGCGCCUUGACCGUGGACGGCCCCGUCCUGAUAGACAGAGUGUUUACCACGGACCGCUUCAACACCACAGACGUGGCCUUCACCACCGACCACUCCACCACCACCACGAGGAGAACAGCCACUCUCCGCACCAGGAGUGUCAGGAGGCCAAACCAGGGUGGCGCCCCGGUCCCUAACACCAGCCCCCCCAGUGGCUGGACCAAAAUCCCGGCUCUGCUGAACCUGUGGCUUUUCGUGACUCUCACCCCGAACAUACUGGCUGGAGUGGAGGACAACAGAGUGGAAUGAACCCCAUUUUUCUUCCCAUUUGAAACACUGCGCCCAGACAGCUACAGCCUCACCAAUGAACACAACUCUCCAUUACUUUGACCAACAUACAACAUUCCCAGGCAAUAUAAUAACAUGUACAUACACCGACCAGCCUUCAACGCCAAAUAGCGUUACUUGGAUGAGGGGUGAAUGCUUUAGUACUUGCUAUCUGCUUCUUAACCAUUUUCAUCAACGCUGUAACACUACUGAGAUGUGUCUGCCCGUUUUUUAAUAAUAAACUGCGCCUUUUCACAACAAUCCAGAGGCUUCGACCUUCACUCAGCAGCCGGUGGCACCAGAGUUCAUGUUUAGGUUUCUGACAGGCAUGCUACAUUACUCAGUCAUGAGGGAGAGCGCUGCAGAUGUUGGUCUUCAGCACAGAGGGGUGACUACAUAACAGCAGGAGAGCUUGUCAAUCGGACUAAAGAAAGAUGCAACAUUUCUGUAGAGUUGUUGUGAAAAUCCUACUGACGGCCAGUUACUUUCUGGCUCAACAAGGCAUUGGGAUGGUGACAGGCAUGAACCUCACUGCGGCCAACCAAAACAGCAGUAACUCAUCUGGCGCCCCCUACAAUCUGUGGGGGCCUGGUCCCUUGCUCGUGGGUCUGUCCUCCG
Molecule: messenger RNA, 2385 nt
Organism: Esox lucius (northern pike)
Lineage: Eukaryota; Metazoa; Chordata; Actinopteri; Esociformes; Esocidae
Product: oligodendrocyte-myelin glycoprotein
Exons: 3
Coding region: 376-1749 (457 amino acids)
Biological process (GO): neuron projection regeneration
Molecular function (GO): protein binding
Source: RefSeq, a predicted model, not a curated record